Cadophora gregata is the source of this 288-nucleotide messenger RNA. It is a transcript of the gene TIM8, whose product is annotated as Mitochondrial import inner membrane translocase subunit tim8. The transcript has 2 exons. The coding region runs from base 1 to 288 and encodes 95 amino acids. NCBI's taxonomy places the organism in Eukaryota, Fungi, Ascomycota, Leotiomycetes, Helotiales, Ploettnerulaceae. The record is from RefSeq and is a predicted model, not a curated record.
AUGGAUUCCCCAAACACCGCGCUCGAGAACAUCGAUCUUUCGAAGCUCACACCAAAGGACAGACAAGAGCUACAACAAUUCAUCGUGAACGAGAGCCAGAAGGCGAGGAUACAGCAAUCCGUUCACAACCUCACGGACAUCUGCUGGAAGAAAUGCGUCACUGGAAGUAUCCGAAGCAACAAGCUGGAGAAGGGCGAGGAGAGCUGCGCGCAGAACUGUGUGGAUAGGUUCUUGGAUGCGAAUUUUGCAGUCAUUAAGCAUCUCGAUAACAUGAGGACUCAGGGAUGA